Molecule: messenger RNA, 6040 nt
Organism: Bacillus rossius redtenbacheri
Lineage: Eukaryota; Metazoa; Arthropoda; Insecta; Phasmatodea; Bacillidae
Product: major facilitator superfamily domain-containing protein 9-like
Exons: 5
Coding region: 171-1394 (407 amino acids)
Biological process (GO): transmembrane transport
Molecular function (GO): transmembrane transporter activity
Source: RefSeq, a predicted model, not a curated record
CUGGGAUUUCAUGGCUAUAUUUUAUAGUCCAAUCGCCAAUGGGUAGUUGACCUUGUGCGGUGUGCGUAGAGAUGUUUUAUCUACAAGGCCAGACUGUUAAACGAUGUGUUAUUACGUAAUAACUAAUAUAAUGAUAGCGGACAAUUGUCGCGCCGGGUUUAACUGUAGAAAUGAAUGCACGUUACGAAAAAUGGAUAUUCACUGUAGCAUUCAUGGAUCUGUUCGCAGUCAGCCUCGUCAUGCCGCUAAUGUCCACCCACCUUAAGUCCCUCGGGGCGUCGCACUUCCUCAUUGGCCUGUUUGGGUCCGUGUACUCGGGCGUGCAACUGUUUUCCGGCCCAGUCGUGGGCAGCUGGAGCGACAUCAGAGGCAGACGCGUCGCGCUGCUGUUCACGCAGCUUGUCUGCUGUCUCUGCUACUUCUCCAUUGGGUUCGUCAACGCCCUGUGGGUUGUGUUCCUGCUGAGGGUCGUGAUUGGCCUGCUGAAGCACACCCAGUCGCUGUGCAAGGCCCUGGUGGCUGACGUGGUGACCCCGGAGAGGCAGCCCGCGGCCGGCAGUCGCCUCGCCUCCUUCUCCGGCAUGGGCUUCAUGGUGGGCCCGGCGCUGGGCGGUGUGCUCUUCGAGCGGGAGGGCGGCUUCACCGUGGUGUGCAGCAUCGUGGCCGCACUGUUCCUGCUCAGCGCAGGUAUUUCGUGCUUCUUGCUGCCGAGUGGUCCCGCGCAGCAGCGCCGGCAGGAGGACGGCGGGGCGGGGGGCUUUAUGCCGGCGAAGCACGAGCUGGUCCGGGCCGCGACGGAGCUGGCCAGCGUGGACUGGACCAGGUACUGGGACGUCUUCGCGCACAAGUUCCUGUCCAGCGUGGCGAUGAUGAGCUUCUUCAUGCACUGCGGCCUCAUCCUGACGGAGCGCUACGGGACGUCCCAGUCCUGGGUGGGGUACACCAUCUCCUUCCAGGGGUCCGUCUCCGUCGCGGCCGGCUUCCUCCUGGCCUGGCUCGACCGCUUCUACGCCCGCGACGAGCGCUGCAACCUCCGCACGCUGCACGGCUUCGCGGUCCUCGCGCUGUCCUUCGCGCUCCUGGGCUGUGCCCCGAACCUGGGGGCGUUCCUGGCCGCGCUCGUGCCGCUCAGCGCCGCCUCGUCUCUCCUGCGGCUGGCGGGGAACGAGGUGGUGAUACGGCGCACGCCGCCGGACAAGCGCGGGUCUCUCGUGGGGGCGGGAAACAGCGUCGCCUCCAUCGCCAGGCUGAUAUCGCCCCUGGUUGCGGGGGUCGUUUACGACACCGUAGGGGAGUCGGGGGUGUUCGCUUGCAGCAUUGCGAGUGCAGUGGGAGGGGCGCUGCUUUCUUGCUGGCUUAUACGUCGGGAAAAUAAACAACGCAAACACAGAUGAUUGUUUCCUGUGUGUGUUUUAUGUUAGAACAUUGUCAAAUCAUGAUAUUAAUUUUAAUAGUGAUAAAGAAUGUCAUGUGUCCCUAGGUUCCUUAAAAGUAGUGAUGGGUCAAUCAAAUAAAUGUUUCCCUAUAUAUAUAUAUAUAUAUAUAUAUCAAUUGUAAUUAUGAUAUGUAUUUGUUUGGGUAACUUAUUACUGAAACAAACAUUAAAUAUUUGAAUGUUUCAGUAGUAAUUUUUUCCUAGUACAUUGUUUAAUUUUUGAACCUACAUACAUUUGAAUUGGGAUUCAGAUGGAGAAAAUUAGGAUUUGACCCAUCACUACUUAAAAAUUUUGACAAACUAUUUUUAAGAAUGAUAGUUUUAUUUGUUUUUAAAUGUAUGUUGGUUAUGAUUAAUGUUUAUUGUUAUUGCUUCUGUUGUUUUUUGAGACUUCAGUUAAGUAAUUUAUAGUACCAGUAUUAUAUGUUUGAUUGGCAGUACAUAAAGUUGUAAGCAUGUGAUUAAAUGUACAUACCAUAGCUGCAUGCCUGUCCCUGAGUUUGAGAUUGUAUCCAAUAUAGAACAGCAAAAUGAUUUCAGGAAAAACCUCGAGCAGGAUACAACCCAAAAUAAAAUUGACAAAAUGAGGUUCAGGCUGUAAUAUUUAUAAUUUAUAAGUUGUUUGCUGAUGAACUAGGAAUAAUUCAAACACAUGUUAUAUAUACCGUGUUUUCUUGCAUAAUCGAAGCACAUUUUAUUCUAAAAUGAAAAGUAGGGGUCAACGAUUAUGCGGAAAAAAAUUUUGUUUGUUAGAUAAAGUAUUCAUUAAAACAAAACCCAUUCAUGGAAAGUACGUUUAUUUACAAAGUGAACUAUAAAAGGGCACGCCAAACAAUUUAAUUUAAUAAGUCAUGCAACAAAAACCUUUCUUCAACUUAAAAUAGAAAAACAAAAUCUGUGAUCCAAAUGCAAGCCGAACGAAUGUGUAACAAACUACCUUAGUAAACACCAUGAGUGUGCGGGAUAUCAAAUGUAGUUAACUCGGUACCGGAUAGAGAGUGCGCGUUGCAUGCACUAGGCUAGAUAUCGAUAUUCAACUACGCGUUCGUGCUCUAUAUGGGAAGCAACAUAACCAAACAGUAAUGAUUGCAAUGAGUGCUGGCCACAUUUUUGUAAGCGAUACACCGCGGCGAUGCAGACGAACAGAUGAAGGUUAUAACGUUUAAAAAGUCUUUAAAAGAAAAUUUACACUUGGACAGCUUCGUAUUUUCGUUAUUUAAAUAAGUACGCGGUAAUUUCUGAAUAAAAAUUAUGUUUAUACUUUAAAAUACAUAAUUUUAUAUGGGAUAGAUACCUACAAUCGGCGAGUUAUCGAUAUUCAACUACGUGUGCGCGCUCUAUACGGGAAGCAACAUAACCAAACAUUAAUGAUUGCAACGAGCGCUGGCUACAUUUUUGUAAGCGGUACACUGCGGCAAUGCAGACGAACAAUAAAGAUUAUAACGUUUAAAAAGUCUUUAAAAGAAAUUUUACACAUCUGACAGCUUCGUAUUUCUGUUAUUUAAAUAAGUACGCAGUAAUUUCUGAAUAAAUACUAUAUUUAUACUUUAAAAUACAUUGUUUUAUACGGAAAAGAUACCUACACAAAGCGCUCGGCAUCUACUAGCGGGACAAAAAACAUCAUGCGACGUUUACGCGAGAAGUUUUUCUAUCCCAGUUUUGACAGCCUAAAAUAUGGUUGCGACGAUUACGCACGUGCGACGAUUAUGCGAUAAAAAACGGUAUACUAAAAUCAAGUUUGAAAAGUAGGGGUGCAUAUUUUUAUGAGAAAAAAAUUUUGUUUGUUAGGUAAAGUUAUUCAUAAAAACAAAACCCAUUUAUGGAAAAUAUGUUUAUUUAAAAAGUAGAGUAUACAAAAGCAUGCCAAACAAUUUAUAUUAAUAAGUCCUGCAACAAAAUUUUUCUUCAACUUUAAAUAGAAAAACAAAAUCUGCAACCCGAAUGCGAGCCUGAACUAACGAAUAACUAUCGUCGCAGUACACACCACGAAAGAGUGUGGGCCAUCAAAUGUAGUUAACGCAGCACUCGACACAGAGCGCACGUUGUAAGCAAUCGGCGAGAUAUCGAUAUUCGAGUACGUGUGGGCGCUCUAUACAGAAAGCAACAUAACCAAACAUGAAUGAUGCCAACUAGCGCUGGCUACAUUUUUGUAAGCGGUACACUGUGGUAACACAGGCGAGCAGAUGAAGGUUAUAACGUUUAAAAACGUCUUUAAAAGAAAACUUAUACAUCAGACUUCUUCGUAUUUCCAAUUAAAUAAGGGAUAAUAUCCAAAAUAAUAUUAGAUUUAUACUUUAAAAUACAUCAUUUUAUAUGGAAAAAAUGCCUACACAAAGAGCUCAUAAUCUAAUAGCGGGAACAAAAACAUCAUGCAACAUUUACACGAGAGUUUUUUUAAUCCAAAUCUUGAUGCCCUAAAAUAAUGGUGAGAGGUUAUGCGCGUGCGACGAUUAUGCGAUAAAACAGGGUAAUCAUAGUUUCAACGUCGUAUAAAUCAAUCGUUACAAUCUAUCUAACACCGUGUGAUACAGUAGCAGCUUACUUGCUGUAUAUAUCUACGAUGAAACAGAUGUUGCGACUCAAAAAUAUAUUUAAAAUAAACUUAAAUAAUGGUUUAAGAUUCCAGAUGAAAUUAGUAAAAAUUGUGUUUAUAACAUUGCUGAACUAAAAUACAGUUUACCUUAACCACAAAAACUCAUAAGUAAAUAACUAAGGUUUAAAUCACUUAUUUGGGAAUACAGCAUUUAAAAAAAAUUAUUCAAUUUUUUAUAAUAUUGCAAUGGAUUUCAGGGUAUUUUGCUGUGUGCAAAAAUAUAAAUAAUAAAUUACUAAUGUAAAUAAAAUUAUGUAUAUUUACAAGGCAGUGAUGAUAUGUACAUGUAUGAAGUGAUUGAGAAAUCUAGCAAAAUGUUGGGAAAUAUUAACAAGAUGGAAAAUUAUUUAAAUAAUACUUAUGAGAACGUAAAUUCGGCAAAUUAUAUAUCAUUGGGAAGGUGUGUCUCCAUAUUAGGUUGUUCGAUAACGCAUACAAAAUGACUCUUGUGAAACUUUCAGUUAAAGUACUGAUGUGGAUCCAUACCACAUUUUCUUGAUGCUUGAUACCUAUAUCAAGUACUAUCAUACUCUCUCGCAACUUUGAAGACAGAUAACUUAAUCAUUAUCAAAUAAAAAUAGGUUUCAGAUUGUACGUAUUACAAUAGCACACUUCGUAUGUAUCUCAAAUCUGUAGUACAUAAGUAUUCUGUUAAUCUCUAAAAUAUAAUGGAUGUAUUGAAUCAAAUUUUAAAAUUUUCGUCAAAAUAAUUGUUGUAUAACAGUGAUACCAACUCCUCUUUUCUGAAGGCUGGACAAACAUUAAUCGGGGGGCACGGCAGUGCCCCCGCCAAGUCAAGCGCGAAGCAAACACUGCCAUACCAUCCUUUACUGGAACCAUUUCGCCGCAUUUUCAGGCCCCUAUUUGAGAACCUCUGGAUAAGACCAGAACUCAGAAAUUUUCAUCAUCCAGUAAGCUAUAAAAUCACAUACUUAAAAUAAAAUUUCAAGUCUGUGGGUCAUUUAGUUCCGAAGUUAAGCGAAAGCAAAGUUUCGCAUUCAUGACACUCACUCACUCACUCACUCACUCACUCACUCACUCACUCACUCACUCACUCACUCACUCACUCACUCACUCACUUACUCACGAUCAUCAGAAUAGAAUUAGUACUUCCCAUAAACUCAGAGAGCUGAAAUUUGGUACAGAGUUAGGGUUUAAUGGCCACAUAAAGGGAAAACUAUAAAAACUAGGAUAAUCGAAGAUCUGGAGUACCUGGUGACCCUUAUUUGAAAACACAAGAGCCCAACCAAACUAUUAAAGAUCGACAUAACUUUGUUUGCCUCUUCAUUGGAAGUCAAAAAUCGAAGGUCUGAAGUAUCUGAUGAAGAACCCUCAGCUUGUCUCAGCUGUAUUAGAGAUAUGGUAAUGCCCCCUUCUACUAUUGGUACAUAAAAAAAUCGACUGUCAUUGCAAAAAUCCAGCGUAGUGGGACACAUCUUCUAAUUUAAUCUAGCCUAUUGCUUCCCACUGCUGGGCGAAUGCCUCCCCUUCUGCUUUUAAUAUGCAUAUAAAUAAAAUUAAAGGAAAACUCUGGAUAAGACUAGACUGGCUUUUAUACUUAUACUUACAAGUUUACAAGAAGAAAUAGUCGAACAAUUAACUUUAUUCUACUCGAACAUUACACAAAUGAAAUAAACAAAUUACACUAAAAUAUUAAAUAAUUUCGCUCAAAAUGGCGGUGAUACCCGCAUACGUCUCUAGAUGGCGCCGACUGUAUUUUAAAAUGCGCUUACGUUUGUUUUUCCGAUAACCUUUUAUUGCGAAGUGGCAACCGGCCACGUUACAGUCGUUUACGACAUUCUUCUACUGCGCUUGAAAACGUUUGCUAGGGAUUAGGAGGGAUUAUUUGCAUUUCGUUGAUUAGCUUAUUAUUUCGUGAGGUUUAGGCGUAAAUACCACGCCGAUUUUUCAGAAAUUAAACCGUCUAAUAGAAUAAAUAAUGAACACGAAUGGGCAAUACGAAAUACUGUUGCUACUGUACAAGGAUCAGAACCGGAAAAAAAGAAAAGAAA